Messenger RNA from Stegostoma tigrinum, 473 nucleotides. RefSeq names its product polyamine-transporting ATPase 13A3-like. Gene Ontology annotation, cellular component: membrane. Lineage: Eukaryota; Metazoa; Chordata; Chondrichthyes; Orectolobiformes; Stegostomatidae. Gene Ontology annotation, molecular function: P-type transmembrane transporter activity. The coding region runs from base 27 to 272 and encodes 81 amino acids. The record is from RefSeq and is a predicted model, not a curated record. Gene Ontology annotation, biological process: intracellular calcium ion homeostasis. The transcript is spliced from 6 exons.
CGUUAUAUGGAACAGUCUUUGCGAGAAUGUCUCCGGAUAUGAAAACCAAACUCAUCAAAUCACUACAAAAUCUCGACUACGUCGUGGGAAUGUGCGGUGAUGGAGCCAAUGACUGCGGGGCUCUGAAGACAGCCCACGUGGGGAUCUCCCUGUCACAGCUGGAAGCUUCAGUGGCCUCACCCUUUCACCUCCAAGCUGCCAAACAUCGAGUGCGUCCCCAUCCUCAUCAAGGAGGGCCGUGCUGCCCUAGUGACCUCAUUCUGUGCAUUUAAGUACAUGGCUCUGUACAGCAUGAUCCAAUAUGUCAGUGUCCUUAUUCUCUACUAUAUCUCGAGUAACUUGGGAAACUGGGAAUUCCUUUACGAAGAUCUGUUCAUCACCAGUGCCAUCGCUAUCACCAUGAGCCGGAACAAGGCCUAUGAACAUUUGGUGCCACAAAGACCCAAUGCGAACCUCGUGUCGCCACAGCUGCU